AUGGAUGAUAGUAACCAUGAAAUGGUGAACAUGUUGGCCCAACAAAUAGGAACUGUGUUUAACCCUUUUAUCCAAAACACAAACGAGUCUUAUCAGCAGUUGACCAGACAAAUGGGUCGAAUUGCUGACGCAUUUGGAGUCCCUCGAAACGAGGUGGCGAAUCCUUUGGGUGCAGCGGUGAAUAACACUGUUGAAAUCAAUGCAGUUCCUCAGAAUGAACCGCUUCAAGCAAAUGUCGAAGUAGCAGCAUUGCAAGGUGGUCGAAACCAAUUGGAUAACCCUGGUGUCCAAGUGCCUCAAAAUAUUGAAAAUCCUAUUUUAAUAAAUCGAAAUAUAGACGCAGAUAGGAUAGUCGAGAGAGUUAGACAAAAUAACAUCUGGGGGCAUCAAAAUAUAGCGGGCAUAGUCGAAAAAUUAUUGAACCAACAUGGGUUCAAUGUGGGCUAUGCGAACCGACCCCAUUUUGCUUCGGCUUUCUCCGAGUUCGUCCUCCAGACCGAAUUACCUAGAGGAUGGAAGGUCCCAAAAUUUACUAAGUUUUCAGGGGACACUGGAGAAUCGACGGUCGAACACAUUGCUAGGUACCAAACAGAAGCAGGGGAUAUAGCAAAUAACGAGAACUUGAAAAUGAAAUAUUUUCCUAGUUCUUUAACCAAAAAUGCUUUUACCUGUUUUACCACUUUGUUGCCUAAUUCGAUCCAUAAUUGGACACAAUUGGAAAGAGUUUUUCAUGAACAGUUCUUUAGAGGUGAGUCGAAAGUUAGUCUGAAAGAACUGGCUAGCGUGAAAAGAAAGUUUAAGGAAACCAUAGACGAUUAUUUGAAUAGGUUUAGACAAUGGAAGUCGAAGUGCUUCACUCAGGUACCAGAACAUGAGUUUGUCGAAAUGGCGGCUGGUGGCCUAGACUAUUCAAUUCGUAAGAAAAUAGAUACCUAA
Messenger RNA from Lotus japonicus, 936 nucleotides. RefSeq lists its product as uncharacterized. Lineage: Eukaryota; Viridiplantae; Streptophyta; Magnoliopsida; Fabales; Fabaceae. The coding region runs from base 1 to 936 and encodes 311 amino acids. The record is from RefSeq and is a predicted model, not a curated record. The transcript has a single exon.